CACCAACCAAGCACACAACCAGACGUGCCGCGAAAAAAUCAGAGCAGACACACAGCACCGACCAACACAACAGGACCAACAGAACAGCACCAUGGCCGACAAGAUUGCUUACAGCAACAAGUACUACGACGAGACCCACGAGUACCGUCAUGUGUUCUUGCCCAAGGAGCUUGUGGGUCAGGUCCCCCAGGACCGCCUCAUGACGGAGACGGAGUGGCGCAACCUUGGCGUGCAGCAGUCUCGCGGCUGGAUUCACUACAUGAUCCACCGGCCUGAGCCCCACAUUCUCCUCUUCCGUCGCAAGCUCCCCAAUGCCAUCUAAACGAGCACACGCCAUCUGGUGCAUUGUGACGCCAAGGAUAGCGGGAAAGUGGUGAUGGUUGUUGUGGUGGUUGUUGUGAUGGUUGUU
Messenger RNA from Salpingoeca rosetta, 409 nucleotides. Its product is annotated as CDC28 protein kinase regulatory subunit 1B. Lineage: Eukaryota; Choanoflagellata; Craspedida; Salpingoecidae. Gene Ontology annotation, molecular function: protein kinase binding; histone binding; ubiquitin binding. The coding region runs from base 92 to 322 and encodes 76 amino acids. The transcript has 4 exons. Gene Ontology annotation, cellular component: SCF ubiquitin ligase complex; cyclin-dependent protein kinase holoenzyme complex. The record is from RefSeq and is a predicted model, not a curated record. Gene Ontology annotation, biological process: regulation of mitotic cell cycle.